AUGAUUCUUUCAGGGUGUUUAUUGCUGUGCUGCAACGCUUCAAGGCCGAUUGUUCUGCAAUCCAUUGAAGCACGUGACACGCAUCCCUACUCAACCCUUUCGCUGUUGAAGUGCUCCGACGAGGCUCAAACACCACCUCUUGAUCAUGACCAAGUCCCGCGAAUGAAGUCAGCAACAUGUCUUGAAUCUGGCAUCUACUGGAGAAAGUUCAGACAGAACUUAUCACAAGUCUUUAUGCCUCGCGCGCGCUCUCUUUCCAGUUCUAUUUCCGUACAUCGUUCUGCGCUCCUUCGCCGCUUCUGCCCAUCAUGUCCAUUAAGCGAGCUAUCGCCGAUGCUUUGUCAAACUUCCCCUUUGAUUCUGCUGUCGGGUUUCAUAACCACAGGGCGGGUGAGCGCCCAUGCUACUACCGUGUUGUGUCCCUCCGCCGCGAUCAUCGAUCUGUGUGCCUCAUCGACAAGUCACCGAACCGGUGCAUUAUUUGUGCCCGUGGUCAUAAAAGAGUGUUGUGCUCGUUUUCAUGUCAACCAUGGCAUGCAAGAAUGCAUCUCGGCUUUUAUCUCAACCUACGAGGUAAUGAUUAACCACUGCCGUACCACGUCGUCCAAUCGCACUUGUAUCACCUCGGUCAUUCAGGCCCAAGAGUUAUCUGCCCAGCGGGGCAUUCUUGCUCUCUUUUACCGGGUUCUUGCUGGGGAGACCCAUACCGCUGCUGAGGUCGAGGGAAAUUUAGAGGCUGUUGUCCCUGUGCGCGUCCUUGGCGCUGGUUCAAUUCGCCGUGGUGCUACUCAGGCUGCCCCUGGCAGCAAUAACGCCGCUGCUGAUAAUCGCAGUGAGGAGCGUGAGGAGCGCGAGGAGGAGUGA
This is a messenger RNA of Fusarium graminearum PH-1, 864 nucleotides long. RefSeq lists its product as uncharacterized. The transcript is spliced from 4 exons. NCBI's taxonomy places the organism in Eukaryota, Fungi, Ascomycota, Sordariomycetes, Hypocreales, Nectriaceae. The record is from RefSeq and is a predicted model, not a curated record. The coding region runs from base 1 to 864 and encodes 287 amino acids.